CUUGAGUUGCUUCCUCGCUUCACGCUCGAUUUCCGACCAUUCUUCCCUUAUUAAGUAUUCGUGUAAUAUUAAUAGUCAUGAAUAUCUGCUAUUAGGAGUCCAAAGGAAGACGCUGCUCUUCGCUAAUAUGCGCCCAAGCGAGGGAACAGCUCACUGACAGAGCGAGGCGAUGGAAAAGGGAUAUAAGAAACUUUAAACAGUAACCGGCAACACAUAAACGCUGCAUUUUAACAACAAAUGAAGAAAACUGGAAAUUUACCCAAACUCUGAUGGAUUAUCGUGGUUCUUCUUCGCGUAUUUGAAUACUGGGUUCCGUGACCUCGACGCAGAACUCAGUCCUGGGUUUAUUUCAAUUGCUCGUUUAUUUUCGUUGUUUUGCCAACGCUUCUCUUUCUGCAAUUCUCGUAUUUUGAAACCCUCGGAAAUCUUCGCAGAUGUUAGUGCACAGUUUUUCCGCGAUGGAUCGUCACGACGGUACCAGCAAUGGGACAGCCAGGUUACCUCAGCUGGGCAGCGUGGGUCAGUCUCCUUACACCAGCGCCCCUCCACUUUCCCACACGCCCAACUCAGACUUCCAACCGCCAUACUUUCCGCCGCCCUACCAGCCCAUCUAUCCACAGUCUCAGGACCCAUAUUCGCACGUCAACGACCCGUACUCCAUCAACUCUUUGCACGCCCAGCCCCAACCACAGCACCCAGGCUGGCCUAGUCAGCGGCAGAGCCAGGAGAGUAGCUUGCUUCACCAGCAUCGCGGCUUGCCCCACCAACUGUGUAGGGAGUACCGGAGAGAAGUGCUUCUCCCGUCGGGUCACGGUAUCGAGACGGGACUCACAGAUUCUAUCCCCAUCCAUGGAAUACCUCAUUCUUUAGACGAUGUUCAGCACGUUGAGGAUCAAGGAAUUCACAUUCCCGACCAAACCGUAAUCAAGAAAGGUCCGGUUUCCUUAUCCAAGAACAACAGCAACGUUUCGGCCAUACCGAUAAAUAAGGAUGGUCUUUUUGGCGGCGUGGUAAAUCCAAAUGAAGUUUUCUGUUCUGUUCCGGGUCGUCUAUCUCUUCUUAGUUCCACAUCAAAAUACAAGGUCACAGUUGCGGAAGUGCAGAGACGCCUUUCGCCUCCCGAGUGCCUCAACGCGUCUCUGCUCGGCGGGGUGUUGAGAAGGGCAAAAUCUAAGAAUGGAGGAAGAUCAUUGAGGGAGAAACUCGAUAAAAUAGGAUUAAAUCUACCGGCGGGAAGACGCAAAGCUGCAAACGUUACCCUUCUGACGUCACUGGUAGAAGGCGAAGCCGUGCAUCUUGCCAGAGAUUUCGGUUAUGUAUGCGAGACCGAAUUCCCAGCCAAGGCAGUAGCUGAAUAUGUAAACCGUCAACAUUCCGACCCAAAUGAACAAGUCCAAAGAAAAAACAUGUUAUUGGCAACGAAACAAAUCUGCAAAGAAUUCACCGACCUGCUCUCCCAGGACCGCUCGCCUCUGGGGAAUUCACGCCCACAGCCCAUACUCGAGCCCGGGAUUCAGAGCUGUUUGACCCACUUCAGUCUCAUUUCGCACGGAUUCGGGACGCCCGCCGUGUGCGCGGCCGUCACCGCGCUGCAGAACUAUCUGACCGAGGCUAUCAAAGCAAUGGACAAAAUGUACCUCAACAAUAAUCCCAACAGCCACUCCGAGUCGGGCACUAAAGGCGGAGACAAAGAUGAGAAGCACAGAAAGUGAUAUCCAACCAUUAGACCGCCAAGUAAAUAUUAUAAAUGCAUAUAAAAUACACUAGUGAUCAAGAUGACAGUGUGCCACUUACCGAUCUUGACAAUUUGCAACAUGUCUGAUUUCUUUUCAAAACCACAAUUUAACCUGGAAUUCGCGGAAGACUUAUUUAUCUAAAUCUGAAGAAAAUAAGAGGUGGCAGUGAGGCGCAAGAACCAGUUCCUGACAGGAGGCGCGUGAGAGAAGAAAAAUAGAUUUGCCAAAAGAGGACUUUUAAUGAACUCCCACUUUUUAUGAGCUGCAACGGACUGAAAUCUAGCCACCCAAUUCACGAUUCACGAUUGUAGCCAAGUGACAAAAAGAAUCUGAAAGAGGAUGAUUUUCUAUCAGUAUUGUGAAUAAUAAACUUGAAAAAGUUCCACAGUUCCAUGCCAUGACUCCAGACAUAGACGCUUCACUCUGAGCGACCGACUUGAACUUUGAAUUUCAACACGAUUCACGGUUAUAUGAGGGAAUCUGUGUUCAUGUAUGUAUAUAUUUAUUUAUGUGUAAUUUAACGGGAACUGUAAAUAUGGUGCGUCUGUUGAAACUUCUUUUUUAUUUAUCUGGUGCCUCCUGUUUUAGUGGGUUUGAAUAUUCGCUUAGUUAUUCAUGUGGUUUUAUGGUUCUUAGAAAACAGAAGUUUGGGGUAUUUUUUCUCUGGGAUAUUUCAAUUCAGCCCUCUUGUAGCAUGUUGAGGCGUCAUUGAAGCAAGUGAACAAAUUUAAUGGAAAUAAACGUCCGUUUCUCUAUAUAUCAUCCUUAUGCCAUUCCGUUUUAAAUCGAAAAAGAUCACAGGAGAGACCCCGACAAGACUAGUUUUGUGUUUCUAUUUUCUUGUUUUUAUACGAGCUUUUACGUGUUGUGCCAAUCAGAAUACGUUUCACCUCUUGUUCUUCCCUUGAAGCACCAUAAGAGCAAUAAAUGGAUAGCCUAUUGUCCUCGGAACUCUUUCUUUUUUGAGAAUUUCAAAACAUUUGGGACCAUCUGAUAUCUUGUAUGUCCAAUGUCGAAUUGGAGGCGGUUUUAUCUGUAUUGUAUAGGCCUGUGCUGGCAAUAGUUCCCAUGCCUGUCAAUGUAUUAUAGUCAUUUGUUGCCCAGGAAAAAAAUAAAUAUUUGAUACGC
Molecule: messenger RNA, 2864 nt
Organism: Electrophorus electricus (electric eel)
Lineage: Eukaryota; Metazoa; Chordata; Actinopteri; Gymnotiformes; Gymnotidae
Gene: tfap2a
Product: transcription factor AP-2 alpha
Biological process (GO): regulation of cell population proliferation; regulation of transcription by RNA polymerase II; anatomical structure development
Cellular component (GO): nucleus
Molecular function (GO): RNA polymerase II transcription regulatory region sequence-specific DNA binding; DNA-binding transcription factor activity, RNA polymerase II-specific
Source: RefSeq, a predicted model, not a curated record